CCAAUAGAGCCACACUGUACACACACACACACAGCCAGGGAGGAAAUUGAUAGCCUCAGCCAGUAUCUGACCAGUAUAAUCUGGACUUCUGAGAUCAAUCUUUAACUCUGAUCUGCCAGCUGGAUUAAAACCUUGCUCAUUUAGCAGAGUGACCACAGCCUCAGCCCACACAGCUUCACUUCAGCACCAUGGCUCAAUACGACCAACUUGAAGAUAAGGACUCACUGGAUAUUCAUGAUAAUCCACCAGUACCUGAGAAUGUGGUUCGAGAGGAUGAAAACACUGUGUAUUUUGUGUAUGAUGAAGAGGUGGAGGAAGAAGAGGCUCCUCCUCCCCCCACUCCUGAGCCUGUAGUGCUGGUAAACGACAGACCGCAUAAGUUUAAGGACCACUACUGCAAGACACCCAAGUUCUGCGAUGUGUGUGCUCGAAUGAUCGUCCUCAACAACAAAUUUUGUCUGCGCUGCAAGAACUGCAAGACCAACAUUCAUCACGCAUGCCAGUCAUAUGUGGAGUUCCAGAGAUGCUUUGGCAAAAUACCCCCAGGUUUCAGACGAGCCUACAGCUCCCCUCUGUAUGAUCAGGAGAUAAAUAACCCUGGUCAGCAGAAUCGCAGUGACCCGGUCUUUGAUACUCUGCGUGUUGGAGUUAUUAUGGCCAAUAAGGAGAGGAAGAAGGGAUCAGAAGAUAAAAAGAAUAUGAUGAUGAUGAUGAUGGAGGAGGAAGAAGCCCAGCAGCCCAAAGAAGAUGAAGAAGUGGGUGAAGGGAAGCAGGAUGGAGAUAAGAAAGAUAAAACAGCUGCAGAUGACAAGAAUAAGCAGAACUUCAGUCAGAGUCACUACUACAUGGCUCUGUACCGUUUCAAAGCUAUAGAGAAGGAUGACCUUGACUUCCACCCCGGUGAUCGUAUCACAGUUAUUGAUGACUCCAAUGAAGAAUGGUGGAGGGGUAAGAUCGGGGAGAAGACGGGUUAUCUGCCAAUGACGUACAUCAUCAGAGUGCGUGCAGGAGAGAGAGUGUAUAAAGUGACUCGCUCCUUCGUAGGGAACAGAGAGAUGGGUCAGAUUACACUCAAAAAAGACCAGAUUGUGGUGAAGAAAGGAGAGGAGGUUAACGGCUACCUGAAGGUCAGUACAGGCCGAAAACUGGGCUUCUUCCCUGCUGACCUGCUUGAGGAGAUCUAAGCAGCACCACCGUACCUCUGUUCCAAGGCAAAUGCAAACGAGCAAAGAAACAAUACAAAUAUAUAGUGCCAGUCAAAAGUUUGGAAACAACAUUUCAUGAAAAAAUUAAAAAAAUAAAUUACAUUGUAAAUGAAUACUGAAGGAAUCAUGUAGUAACUUAAAAGUGUUAAACAAACCAAAAUACUCUGUGGGGUGCUGCUUGAUUGCGGCUUUCCUUUUCUGGGGCGGUCCUGAUGAGUGCCAGUUUCAUCGUAACGUUUUUUAAGGCCUUUGUGACUUCACUUAAAAGUACGUCAUACAGCUGACUGAUAAAGUGCCUACUUUAAAGAAUCUAAAAAUAGAAAACUAUUAUUUUAUUCAAAUAAUGUUUGCAUAUGAUUCAUAGUUUGGAUGACUUUAUAUAUUAAUAUUAAUAUACAAUGCAGAAAAAUCACUGAAUUUAAGGUGUGUCCAAACUUUAACUGGUACUGUACAUACAUUUAUACGUAUAUACAUACAUACAUAUAUACAUACAUACAUACCAACAGACAUACACGGACACCAAAUGCAAAUAACAGCAAUUUUAAAAGGUAUUGUUAGAGUGAGCAUAUCUGAGCCUUAAUAAUUGUGUUACUAUGGAAAGCACUGUUAGCACACACACACACAAUACCAAAGUAAAUAGGCCUUUUUUGUACCUUUAUGACUAUUCUAAUCACCUGUGCUGCCUGUGCUCGCUCUUCUUUACUUUACACCGUUUACUGUGGCCUUUAUUCUUGUUUAUAUACUGAGUAAAAAAGAUCAUUUUACAUAUAGGUCAAAUAUUUAAAUUAUACAUACAUGAAUUUUAUGUUUAAUGAGCUAAUAGGAUGAAAAUGUGUGUGCUGUGAAAUUGUAAAGCUGAAGUAUUGGAUUUUUUUUUAAUGUACAGCAGUGUAAAAUGAGAUGUGAGCAGUUUUACGUCAUACACAGUAGCUGUGCAUGGAAGGUUUGGCUAUCUGUCCAUCUGAAGACUUUCUACAUUCUGUAGUUUGCUCUGCUGUAUAUUUAAGCAUACCUGGUGCCUGCUGUGUUAAACUUCUUGCUGCUAAUGUUGAGAGAUCCAAAGAUUUAUGGCAGCUUAUCCACUGGAAACUUGUGUUCAAGUACAGGUUCAGUUUCAGACUCACAGUGUAAACACAAACCUCCUAAUAAAGGCAACUAUUUUUUGUAUAUCA
This is a messenger RNA of Astyanax mexicanus (Mexican tetra), 2377 nucleotides long. It is a transcript of the gene stac3, whose product is annotated as SH3 and cysteine rich domain 3. NCBI's taxonomy places the organism in Eukaryota, Metazoa, Chordata, Actinopteri, Characiformes, Acestrorhamphidae. Gene Ontology annotation, biological process: positive regulation of voltage-gated calcium channel activity; skeletal muscle contraction; positive regulation of protein localization to plasma membrane. Gene Ontology annotation, molecular function: protein binding. Gene Ontology annotation, cellular component: extrinsic component of cytoplasmic side of plasma membrane. The record is from RefSeq and is a predicted model, not a curated record. The coding region runs from base 189 to 1184 and encodes 331 amino acids. The transcript has 13 exons.